GGGACGCGGGAAGGACCUCGCUCAGGCACCACGAACGGCAGCAGCAGUCUUGAAAAUGGCCGACGCUCGAUACUGUUGAGGUGCAGGUCGGCACUGGCAGCUUUUGUGAUUGCGAUUCGUGUGGGCUUUUUGUGACCGAGAGCGACAUGGUUCCUUUGGUGGGCGGCGAUCCCGUCUUCUCCCCGCCGACCCGCAGCUGGGCUUAGAAAGGGAAGGGAGGUGAAAGACGAUGUGGGCGUGAAAUAACGACGAGAGGAGAGGAGAGAGAGAGAGAGAGAGAAGAGGGCGGCCCACCCCGUCUUAUAACAACAUCCUCCUCCUCGGACGAGAAGACGACGAGGAGCCCUCCGUCAAAACCUUUCCAUUUCUGCCGUGAAACCGCCCCACCGGGUCUUGGGAGACUUGCAGUGAUGGGGGAGGCUGUCGUGGACCAAGUCUGCCCCCGGAGGCCAGACAUGGACGAGUGAGAGAGAGAAAGAGUGAGAAAAAGAGAGAGAGAGAGAACAACAACGCCGGAUUGUGGUGACUCUGCUCCUCCUCCUCCUCCUCCUACAGCUCCCGACGAAGAGGACGACGUCUCCUCUCAAGAGAGAGAGAGAGUCAGGGAGAGAGUGAGAGUGAGAGUGCGAGAUAGAGAUACAGAUCGGGAGGGAUAGAUUGCCCCCCUUUACUACUCAUUUCUGUUUUGUGCCGUGAUCGUGCCGCCCUUCGAGGGGGGCAGGGCGAGAGCCUAAAAGAAAUCCGUCAAGAUGUGGAACAUGAUGUGUGACGUGAUGCCGACCAUCGCGGAGGACAGCAUCUCCCAGCGAGGGGGAUCGCAGUUCAGCGGCGGCGGCGACGAGGCCAAUUUCGAACAGCUGAUGGUCUCGAUGCUCGACGAGAGGGACAAGCUGCUCGAGACCAUCCGGGAGACCCAGGAGAGGCUCAACGAGAUCGAGGCCAAGUACCACGACCUCGAGAAGGAGCGGGACAGCCUCCAGCGACAGCUCGACGCCAAUCUGCCGCAGGAGUUCGCCACCCUCACGAAGGAGCUGAACGGCGCUCGGGAACAAUUAUUGGAACGUGAUGAGGAGAUUACGGAGCUGAAGGCCGAGAGAAACAACACAAGGUUGUUGUUGGAGCAUCUGGAGUGUUUGGUGUCAAGGCACGAGCGCUCCCUAAGGAUGACGGUGGUCAAACGUCAGGCAGCAUCACAGUCAGGGGUGUCAUCUGAGGUGGAAGUUUUGAAGGCUCUUAAAUCGCUUUUUGAGCAUCACAAAGCUCUGGAUGAAAAGGUACGGGAAAGAUUACGGGUGUCUCUUGAACGUGUGGCUUCUCUUGAAGACGACCUUAACCACACCAGAGAUGAGUUGAACCAGUACAAGUUAGGCAAACUGCCUGGAGAUGGUGCUGAGAGUGAGCGCAUCAAUGGCGAAGCAGAGUCUGGAGAGGGCGUGGGAGGCAACGGAAGUGGGGGCGGGUCAGGCGGUGGUUCUAACGCAGAUGGGUCUUUACAGGGUGGGGCUGCUACCACAGGCGGGGCCUCCGAUUCGGACGGGGCCUCACACGGCAAGUUGGUCGACCUUCAGACUUCCCUCGACAAGCAGACAGCAGAACUGAAUGCAGCGAGGGAAAGAGUGCGAGAGCUUCAAAAUCGUUUGCAGGAGCUCGAGGAAAAUCUGACAUUAACCCAAAAGGAGCUUGUAAAAGCACAGGAGAUUAAUUCUCGACUUCAGAGAGAUUUAAAGGAAAACGUAGCACAAAAAGAAGAUCAAGAGGAGCGCAUUGCAACGCUAGAGAAGAGGUAUCUCAAUGCUCAGAGAGAAUCUACUUCUUUACAUGACCUGAAUGAAAAGCUGGAAGAAGAACUGAAAAAUAAAGAAGCACAGUACAAGUUACAAGAAGACAAGAUACGUGCAUUGCAAGAAAAAGUGGAAUUGAGCGAACAGAAGCUUGCGCAGUAUGCCAAACUCCCUGAUGUUGAACAGGAGUUGAAGCAACGCAUGGAGGCCUUACAUCAGAAGCCCCUUUCCCAACAGGUCCAAGAAAAGCAUGGUAGCGCCGAAGAUCGUAUCCAACGUUUGGAGAAUCAGCUGGAAGAAAAAGGUGCUGAAUUGCUACGACUGAAUCAGAGGUUGAAGAUGAAUGAAGAGCACAAUUCCAGGUUAUCUGCUACUGUUGAUAAGUUACUCCAAGAGUCAAAUGAAAGACUACAAGUUCACUUGAAGGAAAGAAUGCAUGCUUUAGAAGAGAAGAAUGGACUCACUGCUGAACUUGAGAGAACCAGAAAAAUAUUAGAAGACUCCACGCAAGAAAAGAAUGAAAUAUUGAAAGAAUUGUCAAGACGGCAGCUUGAGGCUGAGCAACUGAAGCAACAGAUGUUGCAGCAAGAAAUUGCCUUCAAUAUUAAACAAACUGAAUCUUUGACAAGGUCAUUGUCACCAACGGGAGGGGAGUUUGUACGCAGCACUUCACACUCCAGCUUCGAUUCGAGAUCCUUGCCACGUCGUGCACCCUCGGCUCCACCCCCUCAGAAGAGAGGUCCCUUACUUGAUGAAGAAAAUAACCAGCCUGGAGGUGGCUGGGAACUUGGUGGUAGUCAUAUUCCUCCAACAUUCAGUGGCGGCGAAGGAGGCGACAUCUCCGAUGGCGAAGCUGAGGAUGCUGAAUCCAUUUUCUCCCACAUGGACAUGUUGUCCCCAUCUCACCACACCGAUGCUCAGACACUUGCGCUGAUGCUUCAAGAACAGUUAGAUGCUAUAAAUAAUGAGAUAAGCGACCUUAUGGGGGGGACAAGAAGUUCUCUGGGGGGGACUGAGGCUUAUUGGGGCAUGAUCUCACCCCUUCCCCCCGCUUCGUGGGAAACCCUGCCAGAACAACAAAGCAGGUUAAUUCAAGAAGAAAAGCAAACUACAGAGGCUCGCGCUGAAGAACUGGAGUCCAGGGUUGGUAGCGUUGAGCAUAUGAUGCUUCGGGGUCGAUCUUUGGAACGACCCUCGCCGCCUAUUUCCGGUCGAUCGACUCCCAAGUCCCACCAUUCACCUUCGCGUGACUACUUACAAAAAUACCAUACGGCCCCGGCUGGCAUGUCUCCUUCCCAUAUGUACCAGUACAUGAAUGACCGACGUCUCUCAGGGGGAUCUCUGCCCGGCUCCCAGGGUAAUUUAGCCAACAUGAAUAGAACAGAGGGCCGUGACGAAAGCCAGCUCUCAUUAGGGAUGCGAAGCGAAGGGUCUCCACCCACUCCACGGUCACUGCGUAUCAUGCCAGGCCCAGCAAUGGCCCCUCCGACCAGUCUUGUGCCAGGAGGUGGUAAUAUUGGGGGACCGGGCGGGGGACCACCUUCUCAACUGGCCAGUCUGGCAGCAUCGUCUGAAGACCUGAGGAGGUACACUCAUGUGCCUGACCACUCCUCGCCUGCCUCUACUCUCUCGCCUGCCCUCCAUCACCACCCCUACUCACCAGGAAGCAGUGUUGUCACUCCGGGUCAGCCCCACUACCCCUCCAACUGCAGCCUUCUCUCCAGCCCCAUGCUCAGCUCACAAGAGUCCCUUCACAAAAUGCACAUAACUAAACCAAAAAAAUUUGGGUUAAAAGUUGAUCUUGGAAACUAUUUUUCAAGAAAGUCGAAACAGGUGAAGGUGAAGGAUGCUCUGCAACAGCACCAUAGUCCUGGUGGGCUUAGUUCUUCAGGUAUCUACAGCGACGGAGAUAUAGGAUCUUCAGACUCUUUAUCCUUGGCUGGUCUAGGGCAGAAGAGUGACUAUGAUAGACGGACUAAGAAAAAUUUGCCUGGUUAUAGGCAUGAGCUUCUAGCAGAAGCCAUGAAGGCUGGUACUCCAUUUGCGUUGUGGAAUGGUCCAACGAUAGUUGCUUGGUUGGAGUUAUGGGUUGGCAUGCCUGCUUGGUAUGUUGCAGCGUGUCGAGCUAAUGUAAAAUCUGGCGCCAUUAUGUCAGCUUUAAGUGAUGCUGAAAUUCAGCGGGAAAUAGGCAUCUCCAAUCCUUUACAUCGUUUAAAACUUAGGUUAGCAAUUCAAGAAAUGGUUUCCCUAACUUCUCCAUCGGCACCAAAAACCUCUCGGACAACUUUAGCCUUUGGGGAUAUGAACCAUGAAUGGGUAGGCAACGAAUGGCUUCCAGCACUGGGACUCCCUCAGUAUAGAACAACAUUUAUGGAAUGCUUAGUUGACGCUCGAAUGUUAGACCAUCUUACCAAGAAGGACCUUCGAGGGCAGCUUAAAAUGGUAGACUCAUUUCAUAGAACCUCAUUACAAUUUGGCAUCACUGCAUUGAAAAAAAUAAACUACGACCGUGUGGCAUUAGAGGAUCGUAGACGCAAUUGUGAAGAAGAAAAUAUAGAUGUUUUAGUGUGGACCAAUGACAGAGUUAUUAAGUGGAUCACAUUUAUAGGCUUAAAGGAGUAUGCGAAUAAUUUAAUAGAAUCUGGGGUGCAUGGUGCGCUUGUAGCCCUAGAUGAAAGCUUCGAUUACAAUGCUUUAGCUUUAGCAUUACAGAUUCCUACUCAAAACACUCAGGCAAGACAGCUAUUAGAGCAGGAAUUCCGGAAUCUUUUAACGACUGGAACAGAUCGCACAGAUAUCAACAAGUCUUGACAUGAGGCCCCCACUGCUAAGGAUGCUGAAGCUAGGCUUGUUUAAAUAAAUCCAAAGAAAAUCUUUAGGGUCACCAGUGUCAACAUUGUGAAACGAUAGUCGUGCAUUCCUUAGACCCAAAAUGUUGGGGUUGACUUCCUCAUCAUGAACUCUUCAGUAAGUGAUAGUUAGCCUAGAAUGCACAAAUGAGUUUAAACUUGACAGUGGUGUUAUUAUUGUCAUGAAUUUCUUGUAUAGAUGAAUGACAAAAUGUGCAGGGAUAGUGUGUUGAACUACUGGUGUCCUGAGCUGGACUAUUCAUCAUCUGCCUUGUCAUUUCUACUCAUAAUGAGCUUUGCAGUCAAACUGUGUCUAUUUCAUGCAACAGUAAUGGAAAGGGUGAUUUGUACAAUAACUAUUGGAAGAAGGGUGAAUUGAGCAGGGAACUCCCUGGCAAAAAACCUAAUCAACUGUGCUAAACCGAAUCGCCUUUCCGGAACCUCUAGUCGAUGGUGGCUAUGGACCAGUGAGACAACAAGCCUGUGGUAUGGUGUGUUCUGUUGAGCUGAUACAUAUGAGGUUAGGUUAAGCCAAGUCAUGUCAUAGCUGCUGCUAGGUGGAUGUGAUUUCUUAUACCUGGCAUCAUGCAGGGCUGUGAGUCUCGCUACAUGAUAUGAUACUGUGAUGAUGUUGACUGGAUGAAUAUGUAUGGUUGCUAUACUUUAUCAGAAAUUUUAUUAUGAAAUGGUGCAUAUAACAUAUGGGCAUACAUAGAUUUAAAAAAAAGUGUUAGUGUAUGUACUCAGAAAAAGUAGACAUGGCAGCUUGUGAAAACUGUGCUGCUGUUGCUGCUGCUUAAACAAAGGAGCUUCUUGGUAACUUUGAAAAAACAGAUGUAACCAUGAUGUGUUGUGUGAGUUACCCUUUCCUCUAGAAUUAUUAGGCUGCUAGAGUGGAUGCUCAUCCCUUGUAAUAAUAAUUUGCUCUAUAUGUUGGUAGCUCUAAUGUUUAAUGACUUGGGUUUGAAUGAUUACCUCUUUAAUAUUUAUGUGUGUUUGACCCUCAUACCUCCACAAUAUUUAUACCAUUUGUGUGAAUGAUUAAAGUAUAUGUAUGGAUGGGAAGACUGCGUUCUCUUGUAUUAUUUAUGGUGUGUUCAUGAGUUUGCCAUUUAGUAACAUCAUCAUCUAUGAUUUAACUAAGUGUAUGUUUUCACCAGACUGUACCAGCUAGGUUAUUCAGUUGGGUAACAUAUCUCCACUUGAAAAAUAACGAGGAAAAUAUUUGCAUGCAUACGAAUGUCUACGGACAUUUGAAACAACAUUUUUCAUUGGGGGUGAAUGUCUCUUAGCGCCAUCUUCAAGUAUAGUACUGUACAUAGUUAGAGCCAAGUACAUUAAGCUGAGAAGUAUUGAUGUUUUCAGUGCAAAGCUCUGGAAAUUAAUCAUACUGCCAAUUUAUGACAAUAAGUUUUUUUAAUCACAGUUCGAAAAUCCUAUCUAGAAAGUGGUGCUGCAACUAUUUAGUUUUACAUAUAGGAAUCAUGAAGGUUUUGUUUUUUUCAUAAUCUAGUAGAAAACCAGUUCAAUUGCUACAUAUAUUACAGCCAGUUUCAAGAAUUCAUUGAGGAUACUUUCAGAUUUUGGCAUUUUAUAGAAAUGGUGCAAGUGGAAGCUAUCAUUUGCAAAAUUCUUAGCAAGAACCUUAUAGGGAAGGUAUCUGGUAAUGGAAAGAUAUUGAUGGGUAUGCAAAAGUAUUCUUCUAUCAGAUCCCAGUCUUCCCAUAUAUUAGUUGUCAUACUCCCAGUGGUGCAUUACUCUUUCUUUAAGUAACUGCAAAAAUUAAGUAAUAUGUACUUCGCUUACAAUUCUUAUGACAAAAAGCCUAGUGUCAAAGGUCUUUCAUCAUUUCUUGACUUCCAUGCCAUUGUCAAGUUCCCAACUUCUGCCGGAUCAAAGCAUUCCAUACAUUUUUUACCAACACAACUUGUCCUUUUGACAAGGAACAUCAUGUACUUUCAGAUAUUCUUUUAAUUUUGUAUUUCACGAACUUGCAUAUUUGUUUAUCAACCAGUUUGCUGGCAUUGCCAUCUGAAUCAAAUGAAGUUCAGAUUAAUGAAUUAGAUUUAUUUUGGCUGUUGAACUUUGAUGCUCCUUCAAACCUGGAAUGUAUCUAAACUACUUAUUGAACUCCAAGGGAUUGAUAAACUUUAUAACUUUGGUAUAUUUGAUUGUUUUAAUUUUUUAUUUUGAAUUAUCAGUAGUUUAUGACGUAGAUAUGGUUUUGUCAUAUAAAGUGGGAUGUAUGUAGCCUUUGAUACUGAACAAAACUUGCUUGGAUUAUUGUUGUCUUAUUGUGAGUUUGAGGCUUAGUAGUUGGAAUGAGAAUGCACUAUAGAUACACUGUAACCAAAGUCUAAAUUAGUGUUGAUUCCUUAUUUUUUGAAUAAAAGGUAUGUAUCAUACCAAGUUAUGCUGUAUAAGGUACAGACACAUGGUAGGGUAGGACAUUGUUAAAAUGAAAACAUUGCUGCUGAUGUGUCAAGUGAUAAGAUAGUUUCUUAUUAUCAGCCUUUCAGAGAACUUUGCAAAGUUUCUAAAACCAAGUGCCUCCCUGACUUUGCAGUAAAACUUUAUGAAAUCUUUUAUUAUAGCAUUCAUCUAAAAAGACCAUAAACUAAGUUUAGCACCAUUAUAUGUCAAAGUAUAUUACAGAAUUUGUGUAGCAUUCAAUAUGGAUAUUUAAGUUGUAUAGCAUACCUUUUAGAUACAGUGAGGUUAGUAAAAUAUUUAGCACUAUAGUCAUUAAAUAUGUUGACUAAAAUGGUCAGUGGCAUAGAAAACAACGUGAAUGUGAAUCACUAAGAUAAAACCUCAAGCUGAUUUGGAUUGGAAAAAUCUCAAGCUGUGUAUGCAUAAUAACUGCAACUGGGUACUUGGUAAUCAUCAUGCAAAAAGAUGGCAUACUCCCCCCCCCUCCUCCCCUUAGAUGUUUUUCAUGUGAUGUGAUGCACUCAUUACUGUAGUCCAUUAUGAAAUCAUGGUGGCUUAUUGUAAAUUACCUUUCAUUACCAAUAUUUCAGGGUGCGUACUCUUAAAAAUUUAUAUUCCUGUACUUUUGCUGUUUCAAAUAUCCAUAAUUUCUGUUGUAUUGUGAUGAAAUUAAUUCUUAGAAAACUUUAGUGAAAGAAUUCAUUACAGCUAAGCAUACAUAUACUCUUAGAAUUGUCAAUUCUCAACUUGUUCACCAUCACAUGCUGCCAUGCUUUCCACACUUACAGUGGGUCUUCCAUGUCACAGUUUGAUUAUGAUGAAACUUUUUUUUCUUGAAUUUCUCCACUGUCAGUUAGAAGGCAAUCAUACCUCACACCUGACUGUCUUACUCACUCCACCCUUCAAUAAAAUAGGAAAGGUCUGUUUUCUCAGUAUUGCAUUUCUGCCAGUAAGGAUGAAAACAAGGAAAUUAACUUUAGUAAACUUUUGAAGACCUAAAGAAUAUAUUUUCUGAUUUGUAAAUUUACCUUCUCUCAGUUUUGUUUUGAAUGUUUAUUGCCUCUGUCAAAGAGAAUGGUAAUGUGUUUAUGUGUUUGUAUCAACCAAACCAUUGGAAAAUUAUUGCCUUAUGCUUCCAUUCAAGUUAUCAGUGUACUAUGCACACAUUACCCAAGCAGGAAAAGAUGAUUAUGCUUAAAUGGUGAAAGAAGCUGUCCUCUCGGAAGGAGUGAGAACCCUAUGUUUCUUACCUGUCUCAUCUUUACAGAACAGUCCAUUUUCUUCUUUUCUCAUUUUUGCCUCUGUUUUCACAUUCAUCAUUAACAUGUUUGCCUCUUCUUUUCCCUUCAGUUUUUUUUCUUUUAUGCUUCUUGGUUUUAUGUAGUGCAGACCUCAAGUUCCCUUUCCUUCAUCUAUAUUAGUUUUUUAAAAUUAAUUUUACUGGAUUUCCAGCUGGCGCUAGGAGAUUAUCCUAAUGUUAAGACCGAAGGUUUGUUAGUUAUGAAAAAUACAAAUUGAUUAAAAAGAUUUUCAUUUUAAAGAUAUUUGCUAUUCUUGUCUGGUGUGCCAUUUCUGCAGCCUUUAUUCUUGUUUAAAUCUUGCAGGAUAUAUUUUUAUAGUAAAUAUAAUUCUGAUUGUGUAAGUGUUCACUGAGGCAGCCCUUUUAGGUAUGGUAUGCAAAGAUUUUUUUGCAUUGUCGUCAUGGACUAAGUAUGAAAUUGUAUUUUAUUCCUUUAAAAGAAAUUUUAAAUGAUUAUGCUCAGAGUGCAAAGGGCUCUCCCUCCAACAUCUGGUUUGCCUUCUCCACAGAAAAUAGGCAUUUAGUCAUUUUCUUCCAUUUUAAUUAUUAUGGACCUCUACCUUGAUUAUCUUUUAAUAAACUACUUUUUUUUUUCUUAAUUUUUUCUUGUUUUGGUGGGGAUGGAGUCAGUUUGUCAGUUUUUUAAUUUUUAUCAUACAUCCGUAAGAAGAUGGAUUCUUCAUUUGUUUUGUAUUCUUACCUGACACUAUUCCUUUAGUUUGGCUGCUGGUUUCUGCUAAAUUAUACUUACUUCCAAUUGCCUAAGUAGAUAGAUACUCAGCUAUCAUAAGUAAUGGUUCAUUUUGUGUGAACGUGUGAAAGUGCUAUAUAUUUUGUAUGGUAAUUGCAAGCAAGUGGAUAUAAGAGAAGUUCCACCUCUUUCCUGUCUGAUUGGACGCAGAUUUGUCCGUGUUUGAGUAACUUUCAUACUGGUGCAGGUUACAUGGAAAACAUACAAAUCUUUCACUACAAAGGUGCAUUUUUCUUGUCACUUAAGUAGAGUCAUCAUUCCUGUUUUGGAACUGUAUGAAUAAGGUGUACAGUGGCUAUCUAAGAUAAUGGUUUUUAAGUAUGAGAAAAUCUGUCUCGGCAUCUCUUUUUAAUAUUAGGAUUAUUUUGCUAUGUAAAGCAAUUAUGCAUAAUUAUUACUGCAAACCAAAAGUAAUUCGUUCCAGCACUGAAAAGACAUGUUGGUUUGUAUAUUUCACAAAGGAAAAUUCACUUUUUUCCCCUGAAUUCCAUUGUUUAUUAUUCUGUAUGUUUUGGGAUGUAAAAUUAUUAAAAGGUGAUAAAUUUUUCAUUUACGGUAUACUAAGACUAAGUACUUAGAACAAAAAAGUUUAAAACCAAAGUGAUCCACCUGUUUGCCAUAAUAUGUAGCCUGCGUCUUGGGUCAAGAAAUAUCUCAAGAUAGAUCUUCUGGCAGUUAACUUUCACCCAGAUACUGAUGGGAAUCCCCAACUUAUGACUGGACCAUGUUCCUGGUCUGUCAUAAGUCAGACAACUGUGCAUGUUGCAUGCAUCAGUUAUCUAGUUAAUUCUUUACUUUGUGUUACAUAUUCUUCAGAUUUAAUUUUUUACAUGUCCAUCACCCAAGUAAAUUGCACAAAAUAUUAAUUUGGUUUUAUUUAGGAAUAGCUCUUGUUACAUUGCAAGCAUUAAUUUUUUUCUAUUUGUAACUUCCAUUUAUUUUCAUUGUGAGUGCAAGCAGAUGCAAGUCAAAUUGAUCAUAAGUCAUUGACAGAACAUACUUAUGAAAGUACUUUUCUGUCCAUGUUUUUUUGUAAUGAUUUGAAAAUUGCAGUCAUUGCAUACAAUUUACCCUUUUUUUGUUAGCCAUGCUGUCAGAUGUAAACUCAAUGCUUUAUAGAGAAUAUCUGGUCACAGUUGAUGAAAGGCUGUUACUGCAAAUAAAAUCUGAUUAACCAAAACUUUUGCCUAUCAAGAGAUUUCUUUAUCAUCUGCAAGACAAAAGUUAUGAAUAUUUGAAACUGCACUUCUUACAUGAAGGGUUACAAAUAAAUAGUAGUUAGGUGCCUGUUGAAUGUGUUAAUGCCUAUAACAACAGACAUGAUUAUUCAAAUGAUCAAGAGUAUAUGAAUAUUGCUGUGCCACAGUACUAUUCUUAUUUUACAAAUUUCUUCGUACAUGGUCAAAUGAUUUUUUUUUAUUUGCUAGUGCAGAUGUAAUUUUAUAUUUUUAAUUUUAUUCACAUUGUAAAUAUUUCAAUUUGCAGAAUGCUGUUUUGUACUUAAGUACCUAACAUCAAACAAGUACUAACGUUUUUCUUUUACCUAAGUACAUUUUUAUGGCAACUAGGGAAAUUUAAUUUUUUUUGUACUUUCAUUAACAUUAAUGGUUUGAGUUUGAGAAGCAGUUGCAGUUUUAUCAUGGAUUUGUGGAUUUAGACAAUGUACUUAAGGGUAAUCUUUCUGCAUUUGAAGUACAUGUAUUAUGAUGUAGUAAAUCAGACAUGUACUCAGUUUAACAAGUGCAGUACCUAACAAAUAUGAAAUGUACAAUGAAAUCUUCUUUUUCCCCAUUCAGUUAUGGUAGGGAACAGGAAUGCCAAUGCUUUAUAGAAGAAAUAAAACUACCAUUGCUCAUAACAUUAUGUAGUCUUAGUUUAAGGUAGAAACAGUAAAUUGCUUUACUUGAAUACUAUAACUUUCUGUUGAACAUUUUGAGAUUUUAAUUAGACUCUGUCAAAUUAUGGUAGUACGUAUUCUGUACCACAUAUUAAGAGAUGUAUUUUGCCCAUUUAAAAUUUUAUGUUAACCACAUUUAUCAUUAUGUACUUUGUUACUACCUUCAUUGAUAAAAUAAAAUGAUGUGCAAGCUUUGUGGGCAGAAUUCAUAUAGUAUAUAAUAUGCCUCAGUAUCUCACUUCAGUCAUGUUGAAAUCAUGUUCACCAAAGUUACUAAGUGCCCCUUCCUCCUCCUUACAUUUCACAUAGUUUAUUUCUUUCCAUACGUAGGUGUAUGAAAUAGUAUUACUGUCUAUGGAAUGCUGAAUGAUUGCUCAGUAUUGCAACAUUGCCCAUCAUCAAUUGUAUAGAAUUUAUAUAAAGUUUAUUUAUAUUGUGGAUGAUCUAGUGUAUGAUUGAACUGCCAGAUGAAGGCCCAAAGACUGUUUAGACUAAUCAGUAGUGUACAGCUCAGACAGGGCACCUAUAAAAAAACCACAGGAAUACUGUGUAUGUGUAUUUGGUGCAAUGUCUGUGUACGCACAUAGGAUUUAUAUGUAACUGUCUGUGUUUUGCCAUCAUUGUUGAAUCACAGUGUCCUGGUUUUAAUUAUAUAUUGACUGAUGUAACAGUGUUAGACACACUUCCUCAUUAAGGAAGGGUGGAGCAGCAGGGUUUGGCAGGCAGCCAUAUUUCAUGAGAAGAGGGAAAAAUUAAUCUUCCAAACUUGACAUGCCAAACUUGUCUUUGUAAUUUUAGUUGUAAAAAGUCAAAUUAAUUAUAUCAAGUGACACCAUCAAGGCAAACAGUGACGGUAUGUUGUUACUAUGAUGUUUUGAAAGAUAACUGGUCAUGUUUCAAAGGGAUUCCAUGAAGUGUACUUCUUGUUAUCAAGUGGACAGAGUUGGCCAGUUAAUUUGUGAAAGAGCUGUGUUGUCAUAAACAUAUGUGGUCUGUACAGUGCACUUAACAUCCACGUUGAGUAUGUUUGAUUGUUUCUGUGAAACUUCUGUACACUGUAAGUAGUGCCCCAUUCUCAACGUCAUGUUUCGUGUAAUGCCAGAUAUACUCACCUCAUUGUUAUAUGUAAAGCUUCAUGUUGACCAGAUCAUCUUGCCUGCAUUAUUCACUCAUGAUACUGCAUUAGUUUUAAUUUCUUGAAUCCUGUGUUCUGGUGCUGUGUGGCUGUAGCAUCCCUUGACACUCAUCUCCCCAGCCUCUCUCUCUCUCUCUCUCUCUCUCUCUCUCUCUCUCUCUCUCUCUCUCUCUCUCUCUCUCUCUCUCUCUCUCUCAUGUUCUGUUUACCUCUUGUAACCUAACCAUUGUGUGUCACAUUCAUUCUUCAUCUCCCUUUUCUAUAAUCAUGGCCUGGGAUCUGGAUAACCAUUCCAUUCAUGUCUUGUACAGUAAUUAUUGUCCCUUAACGGUCCUAAGGUGUGUGCGUGUACUCGUUACAGUGGUGAGCCUUCCCAGUUGGGUGGUAGCCUUAUACAGCCUUCUAAAUACAGUAUCUAUUCCACUCUCUUUCUUUCUGUCUUUCUCUUUGCUUUUUAUCACAUUUGAUUUUUAUAUUUUAAUGGUUAUGAAUGUAAUUUUCAGCCUGAAAAUGCUGUACUAUUUAUUAAUACUAAUCAAUUUGGUAAGUGAACUUACAAUGGUAUUCCUGCUGUGCAGUUUUAUAGUUGAUUUCUUAAGGUUGGUCCCCAGGUAUGAAAUGCCAACUUUCAAAAAGUUUUGCAAAAAAAACCCAUAGAUAUGAUUUACAUAGUUUAGAAAAUUUAUAAUGAUACUAUUACUGUACUAUACAAUUAAAUAGCAUGGCAAUUUGUAGUUACUCUUGUCAAGAGAAUGAUAAUUCAAAGGUCUAAUGAGGAAAGCUACAACUUUAGAUACCAAAAUUUUCAUAUUGAAAAUAUUUUCUUUAGAAUUUAUCUCGUUUGCAUUGUUUUCUACCAUGAAUAGUUCAAGAGCCCUAAAAUCAGUGCAGAGGAAUCUUGAGGCCUGAACAUAAGCUGUUAGGUUACACGUUUUUGCCAGGUUCCAUAUUAAGUGAUUUUAAGUCAAUGGGAAAACUUUUAUCAUUCGGACCCUUUGCUCAUUUUGACAUGGAAGAAAAAUGAAAAAUAGGUAUUAGUUAAAAAUUUGUCAUUUCUACAUGAGAUUUUAAGAUUUUUUAUCAAAAUUCAUUUAUGAACUUUUUCUUCAUCCCAUUUGUGUAUGUAGUUUAAAAUAACUAUUUUAAGCAGUUGACAAUAACAUUUAAUUGUACUGGGAUUUAUAUUUUCUGUAAAAUAUUCUAUAUUUCAUAGACUCCUCACUGAAAUUGCCUUAGAUUUUUCAUUAUACGUAUUUGAAAAGCGAAGUGCAAACCACUGGUAUACACAUUACCUGUAAAUGAUAUAAAGGCAAUGAGGGUAGAGUCAACUGACUUGCAAGUAAAGGUGCUGUUUAAUCACCAUCGCUCACGUUUAGGGGAAAAAGUCUACCUAAGACUCAGAGGUCUGGAAAAACUAAGCCCUCUUAAUAAUAAUAAUAACCUAGGGGAAAAAGAUUGUUUUUAGUAAGUUUAGUGUAACAUUUCACCUAGUAUUGUAUAUUGGAAACCUUACUCCAUGAAUUAUUAACUUAAGUAUGAGGGGUUAGUACUUUUUAAUCAAAGAAAUAUAUAAAUAUCUUUAUACACUCAUGUACAUAUAUGUAUAGUACAUAUAUAUUUGUGUGUAGAUAAAAAGUGUUAUGGAAAGGGGAACAACAUGGUCCUAUACCCUGUUAUACUUUAUAUAUUAUUGGAAAGAAAGUUCAAGCAGGAGAAGAAUAACAGAGAGAAGAAACAUAAUAAGAUUAUAUUAAGAAGCGAGAGGUUAACAGAACAACAAAAAAUAAAGCAAUUUUUCAGCAGAUAAGUACAAGGUACACAUUAACAUGAGUUCAAGGGCAAGGUUGUCAAAAUAAUUCCAUGAUAUGAGGUCCAAACAUUAGAUCUUCACUGAGUUUGCCUUCACCACCUCCUGCACUACAGUACAAGCAUCAGUCUCGUCAUUAAUAGGUGGUGAGGGGAUAUAGUAAAAGUAGGAGUAGUAAUCGAUACAAGAUGGGCAUAGGGGUGUAUACAAUUGCCCCUCCAUUAACAUGCCCACUUCUUUAGCUAAAAGGCAACAUACAGGUGAUAAACAGCAUCUACAGUUCAGUGAAAAUUCCAUGGUUGUCUGUAAAGAAAAUAAUUAUAUGAAUUAGGUAUAUUACAAUUCCACAACUUCCAGAUCGUAAGUUCUUCAUUCAAUAAUAGUUAACUAUCUAAAGAUAAAGGUUACUGUCUUUGAUAAAUUGAUAUUUACAAUAGUCAGGUCCAGAAAAUAAUAUUAUAUUGAUUUCCUUUCACUUUUGACCAAGAUUUUAUUUUAUUACUCACAUUACGAAUUUUUACGAUGGCUUCACUUAUUCUGUUUUAUCUUAUGCAGGUGAAUUUUAUGUAUAAUAUGUACUUCAGUUACUAGUAUAUACUUGGUAUCGUCAUUGCCGUUAUCAUAAAAUGACCCAGAUUUAAUUUGAAAACAAAGAUAAAUGUCAGUGUAAGCAUUAAGUUAGAAAUUAAAGUCAAUUUUAUGUUGUUAAUUGUUUGUGGUUCUUAUAUGUUAAGAAGGCCUAACAUAGCAACCAGCUUGGGAGGAGAGCAGAAGCGAUUGCUCUCCAAGGCGGUCAAAGAAAGACUAUCGGUGACCAGCUUCCACCUCGUAUAUGCACAAGUUGCCAGAUGCCACAGAUUCCCUGCUUUACAAUCUUUGAUUGUUUUUAACUGGUUUCCAGCUGGCGCAAGUAGAUUAUCCUAUUGUUAAGACUGAGGGUUUGUUAGCCAUGAAAAAUACAAAUGGAUUAAAAAUUUGUCAUUUUUCAUGUAAAUGGGGACAUGUUUGUGAGGAAAUUUUUGUUCAUUUUCCACUCCUAAAUGCAUUUUAUUCCUCUUUCUGACUCUCAUUUGAUACCUCGAAAAUGCUCAGCUACACUUACCAGCAGCAGGUUUGGUUAGGAAAACAUGGUAUGGCAUAUUUUCUUCAUCCUUUCUUUAUUUUCCUCGGUAAAUAAUAUUUUUUAGAUAAGGUUUUUUCGUUUUAUUUCCAGUAAAUAUAUUCAGUAUUGAUAUAUUCUUGUUAUAAACUACCAGCCUUCUUGGGUUUAACAGUCAUGGGUUCAUCUAAUCCAGAUGUUAGUAGUCAUAUAUGAGCUCAUAAUUUCUUUUCCCUCUAGUUCUGGCACGUUGCUUUUUCUUCGUUGGUGUUCCUUUAGACAAUUUCUCCACACGUACAGUAUUUAGUAAUUGUGAAAGCACCUGUAAUUGCUGUUUGUAGAUUCUUGAUACUUACGAACUAGUUGGAUAUUGACAGCACAAUGCCAUGAUGAAACCCAUCGCACUUCCAGCUUUUGCUGACCAUCUGUGUUUACUGACUUGCUUCGGAAUCAUCUUUACUUCUGUUGGUUUUUGUUAGUGUGCAUUAAAAUAUUGAAUGAAAAAUAUGAAGAUUCUUUUUAUGUUAAGAGGAUGCUCCUACAUUAUUUGCAUGAUACUGCAAGAUCCAAAUAAGAAAAAUGCAGCCACAGUGGAUAAAGUCUUGACAUUCAUGGCCGUUUUGCCUCACUUUUGUUAUUCAUAAUAAUGGUUGAAUAUCUUCUCCUUAUGGUGUUUUGAUUAACCUUGGCUCAUUUUUCAAUCUCAGCGAACACUGAAUAUUCACAAACUAAUAAGAUUUUGUUUACUGUAAUGAUGCAAUAUAUUGUCAGUAAUUUGAAGAGGGAUGACAUUUCCAUAUUCUAAGUAGUCAUAUGUUUUUGUUACAUAUUGUCAAUAACAGUUAAUUCAAGGGAUGCCUGAACAGAAUACUAUUGCCAAAAUAUUUCCAGUGUACAAACGGUUUUGAUUUGAUCUUUUCUAGAAUGAGUCAUUUAUUAUGGGGCUUGAAGACCUACAAUACUAUCGUAGAACCGUUCCAAUUUGAUUUAUACCAUAUCUUAAAAAGCUGAUUUUGUGGGUACAGUACUGUGUAUAAUAUUAUAUUGGAAGAUCACUUGGUAAAAUGAAAUUGUUCAAGAUAUCUUAAUUAAAGUAAAAAAGAAUGAUAUUCAUGAUACGCCGUGGAUUCGAAAGAGAUACGACGCUUGGACCGUGAAGGUAGCAAAGAGACGUUUGUGGUUGCUAAAUCACGGGGGUAAAGUUGUAGCUUUAUUCAUUGGAGCCAAUUAUGGUAUUGUGUGCUGCGCCAUGCAAUGUGGUUCUAAAGUGCAUGUUAAAAUUAAGCAACUUCUCUAAAAAGUACUUUCUUCCGCAAAGUCUAGUCUGGGUCCCAAUAGUUUUCCUGUGAUGAUAAAGUGUGGUGUAUAGUGUUUAGUGAGCCCUCCAAACCUUCUACCUCUUAAACCUUUCCAUAACCCUUAGUGUUCUUCAAUACAGUAUUAAUGCUAAAAAAAAAUGGCUGCAAAUGUUACACUUACCAUUGUAUCACAUCUUGCAACAAAUUGUGGCCCGGGGGGCAAAUCUUUAUUUUUCAUACAUUCUAUAGAUUUUUUUUUAUAAUAUACAGUAUAUAUAUAUAUAUAUAUAAAUAUGUUCUAUAAGGCUGGGUAUUUUAUAGUUUUAAUUUUUUCCAGCAAGACAGCACCAGUCUUAUAAUCUUGUCAGUGUUUUGUGCCAUUGUAUGAUUAAUUCUAGGACAAAUGGGCAAUAAAUGAGUUAACGUUUAAAAAUUACCGAAACUAACUGUAUUUUUAGUAUAUAUUUUGUAAUGGUUACUUUUCAUGGAAGCUUGCUCACUCAGUACAAUUUCAACAGAAUCUUGAUCAACUCGGUUAUCAAGGCAUAACCAGCAUGGUCUCUGUAGAGUCAAUGAAGAAUCCAAAAGAUCAAAUGUGGACUGGCCAGGUAUAUUUUAUGUACCAAAUCAUCUCCCAAGUUUAGCUAUACAGUAUAAGUAGAUUGUUGAGAUGUAGAUUAAAUGAGCCCAACCAAAGUCUCGGUGAUCGCCUCAGCUCUGGUGUGCUCUCCCAAGGACGCAGACAGACAGAUUGAGGCUCCCCACCAAUCAAUCCUCCUACUACUAUUACUAAUCCUCUGACUGUUCAUCCUCAUCACCAUCUUUUGGUGAGGCUUUGCUGUGUUGACUUCCGUCAAUUUUAUGUUGAAUACUAAUGCCAAGAUCCUGUCUCUCAAAAAAAAGGUAAAUAAAUAAAAAGGAAGAAAAAAAAUGAACCUUUCUAUUUGUAGAGGUCAACUGCUGUUCACUUAGACAUCUAGUACAGAUGGUCAAGUUACAUGAGGUCAGGGUCAUGGCUUUUCUUUUACAUAUCUUGUGUCGUCUUCUCUUUUGUUACAUCAAAAUACUUCAAAAAUCAUGUAAAAUAUCAUUAAAUAAACAAUGAUUUCUUAAGUAAA
Molecule: messenger RNA, 17468 nt
Organism: Macrobrachium nipponense
Lineage: Eukaryota; Metazoa; Arthropoda; Malacostraca; Decapoda; Palaemonidae
Gene: Liprin-alpha
Product: liprin-alpha-1-like
Exons: 29
Coding region: 750-4592 (1280 amino acids)
Biological process (GO): synapse organization
Cellular component (GO): presynaptic active zone
Molecular function (GO): protein binding
Source: RefSeq, a predicted model, not a curated record